AUGACUUUGGCUCGACGCUGCUGGCGGCUGGCACCCCUUCUUCGUGGCGUCGGCGUCGGGCUCCAGGCUCGUCCGCUUAUGCGGCCGCUCUGGUUGCUCCUCGCAGUGGGCGUCUUUGGCUGGGCCGGGGCUUCGGACGGCGGCGGCGGCGGUGGAGCAACGAGAGCCAUGGACGAGGAGAUCGUGUCCGAGAAGCAGGCUGAGGAAAGCCACCGGCAGGACAGCGCCAACCUGCUCAUCUUCAUCCUGCUGCUCACCCUCACCAUUCUUACCAUCUGGCUCUUCAAGCACCGCCGGGCCCGCUUCCUGCACGAAACCGGCCUGGCGAUGAUUUACGGUCUUUUGGUAGGCCUUGUACUUCGUUAUGGCAUUCAUGUUCCAAGUGACGUAAAUAAUGUGACCCUGAGCUGUGAAGUGCAGUCAAGUCCAACUACCUUGUUGGUGAAUGUUAGUGGAAAAUUUUAUGAAUAUACUCUGAAAGGAGAGAUUAGCUCACAUGAACUCAAUAACGUUCAAGACAAUGAAAUGCUUAGAAAGGUUACUUUUGAUCCAGAAGUAUUUUUCAACAUAUUACUUCCUCCUAUCAUAUUUUAUGCAGGUUAUAGUUUGAAAAGGAGACAUUUCUUUCGGAACCUUGGGUCCAUCUUGGCAUAUGCUUUUCUUGGAACAGCAAUUUCUUGUUUUGUUAUUGGGUCCAUAAUGUAUGGCUGUGUAACACUGAUGAAAGUAACUGGACAGCUUGCGGGAGAUUUUUACUUUACAGAUUGCUUGCUGUUUGGUGCCAUUGUAUCAGCAACAGACCCAGUUACUGUUCUUGCCAUAUUCCACGAGCUUCAAGUUGAUGUUGAACUCUAUGCACUUCUUUUUGGUGAAAGUGUCCUCAAUGAUGCUGUUGCCAUAGUGCUAUCCUCCUCAAUAGUGGCAUACCAACCAGCUGGAGACAACAGUCACACCUUUGAUGUCACAGCAAUGUUCAAGUCUAUUGGGAUCUUCCUUGGGAUCUUCAGUGGAUCCUUUGCAAUGGGCGCUGCUACAGGAGUGGUGACAGCUUUAGUGACAAAGUUCACCAAAUUGCGGGAGUUCCAGUUGCUGGAGACAGGGUUGUUCUUCUUGAUGUCCUGGAGCACCUUCCUCUUGGCGGAAGCAUGGGGUUUCACAGGUGUGGUUGCAGUAUUGUUUUGUGGCAUUACACAAGCACAUUAUACAUACAAUAAUUUGUCUACAGAGUCUCAGCAUAGAACAAAGCAGUUGUUUGAGCUUCUCAAUUUCUUGGCAGAGAAUUUCAUCUUCUCCUACAUGGGGCUGACACUGUUCACCUUCCAGAACCAUGUCUUUAACCCCACAUUUGUAGUAGGAGCAUUUCUUGCUAUUUUCUUGGGAAGAGCUGCUAAUAUUUACCCAUUGUCUCUCUUACUUAAUUUGGGCAGAAGAAGCAAGAUUGGAUCAAAUUUUCAACAUAUGAUGAUGUUUGCUGGCCUUCGUGGUGCAAUGGCGUUUGCCUUGGCCAUUCGAGAUACUGCCACUUAUGCACGACAAAUGAUGUUCAGCACCACACUUCUGAUUGUAUUUUUUACUGUGUGGGUAUUUGGUGGUGGCACUACUGCUAUGCUGUCAUGCUUGCAUAUAAGGGUUGGUGUUGAUUCAGACCAGGAACAUUUGGGUGUUCCAGAAAAUGAGAGGAGAACCACCAAAGCAGAGAGUGCUUGGCUCUUUCGGAUAUGGUACAACUUCGAUCACAACUACCUGAAGCCUCUGCUGACCCACAGUGGACCUCCUCUCACCACGACGCUCCCAGCCUGCUGUGGGCCUAUCGCCAGGUGCCUCACUAGCCCUCAGGCAUACGAAAACCAGGAGCAAUUGAAAGAUGACGAUUCCGAUCUUAUUCUCAAUGAUGGUGAUAUCAGUCUGACCUACGGGGAUUCCACUGUAAACACCGACUCAGCAACUGCCAGUGCCCCAAGGAGAUUUAUGGGCAACAGUUCCGAAGAUGCCUUGGAUCGGGAGCUUACAUUUGGGGACCACGAGCUAGUCAUUCGUGGGACACGCCUGGUUCUUCCAAUGGAUGAUUCUGAACCUGCGUUAAAUUCAUUAGAUGAUACGAGACACAGCCCAGCCUAAGCUUACUAAUACUCACUUAGUGGUUUGUAAAAUUUGCACAUGUGAUUGUGAAGAAAUGUGUACUACCUAAAAAGUUCUAGUGCAUGUCUCUGAAUGUGUAAGCUAUAUAAAUGCUAUUUAUAUGGCAUAGGAAGAAUAUAAAUAUCCUGUACAAGGCAGAUUGUGAACAGACUAUUCUUUUAAGUUUUGCUGGCUGCACUGUGUCAGCUGGAUCUGUUUUAGAAAGUUACUUUCACAGUGAUGUCGUGUUUUGUUAGUUAUAUGUCUCAGUUAAAGUAUAAAAAGUGACAGAUUUACCCUUUCUUAGAUUUACCUGACACUUAACCGGAGUACCAAGUUCUUGUGCUGUGAAUUAAUUUGUGUGUGUGGCAGGGGAAGGGGGAAGGGGGAGUGUUACUUCCUAGGGAACCCAGGGAGGAGAGGUUCUUUUGUUGGGAAGCUUUUGUUGGUUGCUGCUGCCUUUGUCACGACCUUUUUCUUUCCCUUUUUUUUUUUUUCUUUUUCUGGUUGCCCUUUGUGGUGCAAGGAGCUGAUGGAAUUCAGGUUGGGAAGUGAAGUGUGUGGGGCUGUUUCUGCCCUGUGAAAGGACAGAUUCCACUAAAGUACAUUGCUGUUCUGAAAGAAAGCUGCAAAUGACCUCCAAGACCUUGUUUCUUUUCUUCAAACCAAGACCACAGGCAUUGCAUCCAGCUGGCUUAGCAAAAGUACAGGUGUAUAUAGUUCAGGGCACUUGUUAAAGAUUUGAAGGGCUGGCCGAGGCAGGCGGAGAGGGGCAGAGGGCAAGAAGGGAGUAAAGAGGAUGGUAGCGUUGGUGGUCUCUCUUCCCAAAUGUGUAAAUAUCCUAUACAACAUGAGUUUAAAUAGGAAAUUUAAUUGCUGCUUAAUUUUUGAUUAUGUACUUUAUCUGUAUAGGAAGCUUUGUUGUCAGAAGAUUUUAUAUCAAUUUAAAUUGCUGCUCUUUAGCAGCCAAACAGGAGCAAAAUGUAAAAGUUUUACACUUGCAAUGUUUGUCACUCGUUAGUCUGUAGUCAAUGUUAAAAGUUAAUUUAUGAACACAUGAUCGUCUGUACUACACCAGAAGCAGUUGUGAGAGAAGCAGACUUCUCUGGAGAGUGUAUUUAAGGUGGCUCCUUUCUCUACAGUGGGUGUAGUUGUCUUCAUUGACAUGUGACUUUUCAUACUAAAUGCCUAUGCUGCCACGUGUGGUUUUACAAUUUUCAAGGAAGAGCACAGAGCAAGCUCCCAUUCCAGAUUCUUCAUAGUAUGGAAGUGAACUAUGUUUUGUAAUGCUGCAAAUACCUAAAGGUACAUUGAAUGCUUGGAAAGGGGAUUCCUUUUUGAUGUUGAUUCUGAGCCGUUCGUGAUUCAGAAGAAAACACAAUUUUUUGUGCUCCCCCCCUUAGUCUAAGUAGCAUUGCCUUAAAUCUUACCCAGUUAUAAAAUUGAUUUACUUACAUGAUGUUCAAAUUUUCCACAGAAAAUAUCUUUCCAAACAAAAUAUGUACUUAUUCCUUAAAAGGGUUCUGUGCUAUUGUAAACACUCCUUGACUUGAAAUUUUAAGGGAAUUCUAAUGGUGUACCCCUCGUGGCAGCCGUGACUGUUGGCAUAGCCAUUUGUUUUGUAGUGGUAGUGACGUUCCUGCUAUGCAGGAAUCAAUCCCUCCUGUGAAGCGUAUGUUUUCUAUGAUGUGUGUGCCUCUUCGUGCAGUAAAUAAUUUCUUGUUAAUAUAUGUUUUAGGGGCUUUGAAUGUCAUCAUCAUUUACCUACAAAGUUAUUCAAGUUGUAAAAGGUUAUACAAUAAUUUAACUAUCUUUUUUAUUGUCAGGUUACUGAGCUCACUUUAUGAAAAUGGCUGUAAAUACUUAGCAUGACAAAUUACAUAACUGGUCUCUGUCAGCAUGCAUAAGUCUUCUCAUUAGGGAAGCUGAUGAAGCUUGAGUCCACUAAAUCUGCCUUCCGUACUUUAUCAAAGGGGAACCAGGCCUGCUAUGCUUAUGUCAUCAUCUGGAAAAUUCUCCUCUAGUCUUUGCAUACAUCUUCACACAGAGUAAAGUAUCUCUUUCAGACAGCCAUUGGACUGAGACACCUGAGUGCACUUUGAUGAAGUACAGUGUGAAUUACCAUCAUAUACAAUUAGAACUGCUCUUGGACCUGUUUUCUGUUAUAUGUGGAGACUAUAUGUUUAAUUGACUUAAACGUGGGAUAUUUUGAAGUUGUUUUUUUUUCAGGUCUUUUGGCAUUUAUCCUAGCUGUCUCUUUAGCAAUGUGCUGUUAAAAUAAUAGACUUUUAAUCUUUAUGUACUUUUUGAUUUUCCUUGGAGUACUUGGAAAGAUGUUAUAGUGGUUUCUUUUAGGAAAAUCUGUCAUUAAAAAAAUUAUAGCCUUGCAAAUAA
This is a messenger RNA of Jaculus jaculus (lesser Egyptian jerboa), 4512 nucleotides long. It is a transcript of the gene Slc9a6, whose product is annotated as solute carrier family 9 member A6. Gene Ontology annotation, molecular function: sodium:proton antiporter activity. The coding region runs from base 1 to 2118 and encodes 705 amino acids. The record is from RefSeq and is a predicted model, not a curated record. Gene Ontology annotation, biological process: sodium ion transport; regulation of pH; proton transmembrane transport. NCBI's taxonomy places the organism in Eukaryota, Metazoa, Chordata, Mammalia, Rodentia, Dipodidae. Gene Ontology annotation, cellular component: membrane; recycling endosome. The transcript is spliced from 16 exons.